Messenger RNA from Astrephomene gubernaculifera, 492 nucleotides. The record is from the annotation of a GenBank genome assembly. NCBI's taxonomy places the organism in Eukaryota, Viridiplantae, Chlorophyta, Chlorophyceae, Chlamydomonadales, Astrephomenaceae.
CUUACAGUUAUUUACGGAGGUUUAAAGUCACUGUCCAUUGUUUUACCUCCUUUCACCUUGACAUCGGGUUGUUGCUACCGCGCAGUUAUGCCCAAAGGAUCACCCCAAACCCUCCGGCAUUUCAUCUAUAGGUCACAGGUUCUGAGCCUGUACCGCCAGUUCGUGCGUGCUACCAGGAGCCUUGGCGGCGGGCCAUCGCGAGCUGAGCUGACCCAGGAGGUGCGGCGCAACUUCGAGGCGCAGAAGCAGGUGGCCGACCUGCAGGCCAUCAAGUUCCAUCUGAGUGAGGGGCGCAAGCGACUGGAGCAGCUGCAGGACAUGCUUGGUCUGCAGCGCUGAACCACACUCGACCACCCUCGUGACGGCGGCAGCCGGAGCUAGGAGCGCCUGUACGGCAGCCACCCCACCCACACCACCCCACCCCACCACCCCACCAUGGUGCUGGACGCCUUCCAGCAGCGCAAGGCGGGGGUGCUGGCGGGGCUGCAAGCG